This is a messenger RNA of Salvia miltiorrhiza (redroot sage), 806 nucleotides long. Its product is annotated as putative glycine-rich cell wall structural protein 1. The record is from RefSeq and is a predicted model, not a curated record. Lineage: Eukaryota; Viridiplantae; Streptophyta; Magnoliopsida; Lamiales; Lamiaceae. The transcript has a single exon. The coding region runs from base 146 to 598 and encodes 150 amino acids.
AAAAAUGGCACUAUUCAUAGGCCGACCUCACCCAGGUAUGCAACUAUAAAUACAUCCCAAUAUAGUGCAGCAUUGACAACAACAAAAUCAAAGCAUUUGAAACACAAAACUUGCUACUUUUGAGAUCUCUAAGGCAUAAUUAAGUAUGGCUAAGUUGAAGUCAUACAUUUAUGCAUCGAUGCUAAUCUUAGCCACCCUAGCAAGUGUUUCCGAGAGCCGGGUGGCAAGGAAAGACCUAGGCCUCGACUUGGGCGGUUUGGGCAUCGGCAUUGGUACUGGAAUAGGCAUCGGCAUAGGAGGCGGUGGCAGCGGCUCCGGAGCCGGUGCAGGGUCCGGCUCAGCUGGAGGAUCUAGCUCUAGUUCUAGUUCCAGUUCAAGUUCAAGUUCACGUGGUGGUGGUGGUGGUGGUGCGGGCUCAGAAGCAGGCUCGUCAGCGGGCUCUUCCGCUGGAUCAAGAGCAGGUGGUGGCGGCGGUGGUGGUGGAGGAGGGUCCGGUGGUGGAGGAGGAUCAGGCCACGGUGGAGGGGCCGGUGAGGGAAGCGGUCAUGGCGAAGGAGGGGGGCAUGGAUCAGGUUAUGGCGGAGGUGGUGGAAAUUGAAUCCAUGAUAUUAUGUAAGGUCGAGUUUGAUGAUCCAAUCCCAUAUAAAAACUUAAUGUAAUGUGCAAUAUAUAAUUAUCACUAUAAAUUAAUAAAUGGGGUGCAAAAAAUCCAAAUUAUCAAAUGGAGUAUGAUAUAUGGAUCAUAUCAUUCCAGUCAAGAUUCAGAAACAAAUUAAUAUAUAUAUGUGUUGCAGCUUAAUUUUCAA